Messenger RNA from Rhagoletis zephyria (snowberry fruit fly), 3441 nucleotides. The record is from RefSeq and is a predicted model, not a curated record. NCBI's taxonomy places the organism in Eukaryota, Metazoa, Arthropoda, Insecta, Diptera, Tephritidae.
AUGAAUCUCUCUAGCGGCGGCGGAGGCGCCGGUGGCGCCUUCAGCGGCCGCAGAAUGAACCUCGAUAUGAAAAGCCUUGACGACUUUGACGUCGGCACUGCCACCGCCCAUCAUCUUUUGGCUUACGAUCCCUUUGAGCUUGAGGAUGUUUCGCCGCCGCCAGUUCACCUUUGCCAGACAGCGGCCAAAAGUCGCGGCUCUUUGCUGGUGAUUGACCUUGAUGAUGAAGAGGACGAGGAAGUGAUGGAAGUGGUAGCACCAGUGCACCACAAGCUCAAUCUCUUGGACGAUUUCGGCGAUAAAAAAGAUGAAAAGGAUGAAAAGGAUGAAAAGGAUAAAGUCGAGGACCACAUCUUCAACUUUCCCGAAAAGACUGAAAAGACUGAUGAUCAUGAAAAGGCAAGUACUUCUGCCGUUGCCACUACCUCCACCAAGGAUGAUGAUCACAGUCUGAAGCAGUCUCCUCAAAGCAAAGAACUUCGAACUUACUCAAAAGCUCCAACUGAUAAGCUCAAACUCGACCUGGAGAAGUCCCUCACUGGAGGAGCACCUGCUGCACACAAAGUUGAACCGGUUAAAACGGACAAGGAUAGUUCAACCAUCGCCAACAACAGCUGUAAAAAAGAGGACUCGACUAGUGCUACUCUUCCUCCAGUCCAAAAGAAGGAAGAAGAAGAAAAGAUCAAUGUUGGAUACAACGAGAAUAAGGGCAGCUCAAUCAAAAACAUCAGCGGCAAAACUUGCGAUGAGAAGGAGCUUGAUAAGCCUUCCUCCUCUUCCUUUUCCUCCUCCUCCUCCUCCUCAGUGCCAAAAACUUCAGAAACCACUGGUGAGGCCAAAGAUGAGGGGAAGAAGGUGCAGAACACAGCCACUGAGGCGUACACAUUCGAGCACUGCCUUCAAAAGAUGAGCAGCAGUCUGGUAGCUUCUGCCUCCAACUUGAUCAACUCUUUAGCAGAGCCUGAAGAAGAGGAGGAGGAGGAAGAGGAUUUGCAGUUUUCAGGCAGUUCAACAUCUGAAAAGAGGACAAAGAACCUUGAAAAGCUGCUUAAAGGUUUGAAGGUGGAAGCUAAACGACGUGCUUCUCAGCGAAAAGAGCGGCUCAAAAGCUAUCGACAGCAGCAGCAGCAGCAGCAGCAGCCGAAAAAGUCUUUCGAUAAGUUGGACGUUAUCAGCACUCCCACGACUAUGAUCAACAACCACAAAUUCCCCUUUGAGCGGAAGUUCAUGGACGUUGACCUUGACGAUGAAGAAGAACCUGGGCCGUUUAUCAACGUUGUUGAUCCUCCCCCAAGAGGUCUUCUUCAGUCGCAGGACAUCUUCGAGCCCAGUCUUCAAGGACACGAGACCGUGAAGUACGACGCCUGGAAGAUCAGGAAGCCGAGCAGGGCAGAAGAGCAGUCACCAGAAAUACAACAGUCGGAACAAAAUCAGCAGCAACAGCAGCCGCCGCCGCAGCCAGCCGUUCAGGAGAUUCUCGUCUGCCUCUCCGGAACUGGAGACCUGGAGAUUCUCACUCAGGAGACGUCUCAGGUGACGCCUUUAGAGCCGAAGACUACGGCGGCGGUGGUAACAGCUUCAGCUGUUGCCACUUCAGUUGAGCCGACUCUGACUGAAGAAGAAGAAGAAGGCGGGGGUGAUCAUCAGGAGGGAAUUGACAUCGAUGAGGGCACCGAUAAGGGCAAAGAUAAGGAACAACAGCAGAACGAGCAGAACGACCUCAAACUUCUUGAGGGAGAGAGCUGCAACUACGACGAUGACGACGAUCUUCAAAACGACGACGACGAGGACGACGAUCAUCAAAACGACAAGGACAAUGACGACGAUCUUCAAAACGACGAGGACGACGAGGAUGAAGAUGAAGCUGUCAUGGUCAGUGUUGAGGAUACUUCUGCUGCUGUGGAGUCAUCCUCAUCCUCACCAUCAAAGACGACGACGACGACGACGACCACUGGUAAUGAGUCAAUGCUGUUGUCACCACAGCCACAGCCACAACAACAGCCACAGCAGUUACCAAAUCAAUCAUUGGCAUUUACCGGCAAACAUCAGCCGCAUCUGCGAUACAUUCUCCCUAAGCCGGUUCAGCCAUCAGAGGGCAAGAGAAAGCUCUCUGAACUGGAGGACCAGAACGAGGACGAUGAUAAUGAAAAAGAAGAGAAGGAGGAGGAGGAGGAGGAGGAGGACGAGGUGCAGUUUCUCGACAGUGUCCCUAGUUUCAGCAACGGCAGAAGUAGCAGCAUUCCUGGUGCUGGUGCUGGAAAGCUGCUGCUGCGAAACUACAGCAGAAAGCGACCGGCCACUGAGGCGGCGGCGGCGGCAAAUCAGACAACAGCAGCAACAACAAGUCAACAACAGCAAACUCAGCCUCAGCCUCAGACUCUGCUUCUGCAGCCAAGUCAGCCUCAGCAAAAAAAGGCGUCCGAUCAAACGACCCAAAAGGUGAGCGUUCAGCAGGGGCAGCGGGCGAAUCAGCCACAACUGACGGUUCAGCCAAUGAUUUUGCUGCCAAUUCUGCUACAACAGCAGCCGCAGCUGCCACAGAAUCAGCAGAAUCAGUCAUCGGCUGCAGCUGCAGCGCGACCAAACUAUCGACCGAUUCUGCCUAAGCCUGUUCAGCCAACACCACCACCAAAUGAGCCACAAAAACAGCAGCAGCAGCAGCAGAAGAAAAAACAACCAACUUUAAAGCUGACACCGCAACAGCGCCAACAGCUACUCCAGCUGAAGGAACAACAACUGCAGCACAUUCAGCAGCUGCAGAAGGAGAAGGAGAAGGAAGGUCUGCGAAGCUCUCCUCGAUUUCUGGCCAAACUGCAGCAGCAGAAGCAAACUGCACCCAAAGAAGAGCAAACAAAGCAAACCGAACAGUCUCAGCCCAAAGCUCAAACUCAAACUCAAACUCAAACUCAAUCUCAAUCUCAAAAUCAAAGUCAAAGACAAACGAACCGUCCAUCGUCACUGAGCUUGACCAGUACGCCUAAGCCUAGGCCCGCGCAGCAGCAACCUCAACAACAGCAAAAACAGCAGAAAAAACCACAACCUGAACAAAAGCAACCGGAACAAACGCAACAACCCGAGCCACCACCGUUCACCAGCGAACAGACCCGCAAAGUUAAGGACUCACCGGAAACGGUGCUGGAAGCGGUGCCGAUCGUUUCCCCUUUGUCUCAGCAACAGCAGCAGCCACAACAACAGAAACCACAGCAACCACAGCCACUACCACCACCACCACCACCAAACACACAACCCCUCCGAACCCGACGAUCUCUGCGAAUUUCUAAAUUUCCUCAGCCGCCACCGGAGCCGGAAACGAAACCAAAAACAAAACCGAAACUAGAACCGAAACCACAGCAGAAGCCACAGCUGAAAACGGUAAAAGUGGAGCCCAAGAAAGAGGAGGAGGACACCGAGGAUUCCGACUGGCAAUCAUCAUCGGCCUCG